AUGCACGUCCCUUUCGCUGCAGCAGUUAUUCUCCUUGUCGGCUCAGCCGCCGCUAAAGGCGUAGUCUACGACUGUGAAAAGACACCGCAAAUUUGUCUCAAUACCUGCUGGGCAAUCAAAUGUCAAAAGAACUCUGCAACCCUCCACGGCGGAGGUCAAACCAAGGCUAAUGCCAAAAAGUACGGUGAUGGUAACCGCAAGAAAUGGGGUUACGAUAAGGACCCUUGCAAGAAGAAGGGUUGGGCUUGGAAGGGAGGCAACUCCCCUGACGAGUAUCCUUAUGCAUCCUCCAAAGAGGGAGGUCAAAGUGACUUCGCCAAGAAGGUUGCUCUUCGAUGCGUGCCUGGUAAAGAGCAGCAGAGACAAGGACGCAAGGUUAGAGGUAUUGCUACUAGUAAGAACGGGGAGCAAUGGAACACAAAGUGGGACAAGAUCAGCAAGCUCUCCGAAGACUGGUGUGGUCCAAAGCCCAAGUGCCAGAACGAUGGUCACCAGUUUGUGUCUGGCGGCCCUAAUGGCCCUUGGACGUUGGCUGCCAGCCCCAAGGUUGUUCGUGACAUCGGGUCGUAUUCUGAAGAUGGGGAUAGCGCUUGGGUCUCAAGCCGUGAUAUUCCUGACGAUGUUGAACUUCCGGAGGACUUUGACGAGGAUGAUGGUGAGGUGGAGGCUCGAGAUGUUGAUGGAGAGGAUGACCUCGAGAUUGAGGACGAUGAAUAG
This is a messenger RNA of Metarhizium brunneum ARSEF 3297, 717 nucleotides long. RefSeq lists its product as uncharacterized. The record is from RefSeq and is a predicted model, not a curated record. Lineage: Eukaryota; Fungi; Ascomycota; Sordariomycetes; Hypocreales; Clavicipitaceae.